Messenger RNA from Durio zibethinus, 1839 nucleotides. Lineage: Eukaryota; Viridiplantae; Streptophyta; Magnoliopsida; Malvales; Malvaceae. The record is from RefSeq and is a predicted model, not a curated record.
AUGUGUAGUAGUAUUCUUUUUUCCCCUUCUGAUUGCUGCAAGCAGGCUCAGCUACCAGUGGACAUGAGGGCAUCACUGGCACCCAGCAGUCAAAAUAACAUCCCCGUAUCAGUUAGGCAGGCACAGCCUUACUGCAUGGCAGAACACUUCUUAAGAAAAGCAAAUCUACCAAUUAUUCGCAGAACUGCAGAAACGGAGUUGGAUGUUGCUGAUGCAAUUAAUAUUGAAAGAGAGGUUGCUGAUAGGUCAAACAGCAAAGUAGUAUAUUUGAACUUGAGUUCCCAGGAGAUAUUGCAUCAUUCAGAUGACAGUAAGUGUAUUAGAGCCAAAGAAUCAGAUACUUCAUCCCCUUCAGAAAUCUCUAUUGAUAGGCAAGACCAAGGUACUGAUGCGUGUUCAUCAGAUCCUGUGGUUGUGGAAGCACUUAGAAAUGCAGGCCUUUUAUUUGAUUCCUCUUCAAGUAGUCCACAUCAUACAACCGAAGUCCCUAAUGAGGUAGAUGAUUCCCCAGAAAAAAUCAGGGAAGAGGAGCCUGUUAAUGUAUUUGAAAUGGAUUCUCAUUUGGGGGCAGAUAUUUAUGGUGAUUUUGAGUAUGAUCUAGAAGAUGAAGAUUAUAUUGGUGUUACUGCUGAAAAGGCUCCUAAGCUACAACCUGAAGGUGUGUCAAAAAUGAAAGUAGUGUUCUCCACCGUUAGCAUGGAGAGGUCAAAAUCAAAUAACCUUGCAGAUUCAGAGGAUCAUGAGAAGUUGGGGAAUUUUGUGGUACCCGAUAAUUCUUCCUGUUUGCUAAAGUAUAAGAAUGAUGCUGUGAUCAAAUGCUCAACUGUGGAUGAUGGGACUGUUAGGUCUUGUGCUGUUCUGGAAUCCUUACCUGAUGAGGAAGGUGAAGAGCUUUCCAUUGCAGAAUGUGAAGAAUUAUAUGGCCCGGACAAAGAGCCACUGAUAAAUAAAUUUUCAGAAACAUCCCAAAAGAUAUAUGGAUUGGUUCAUGCAGAAGCUCCGGUAGAGAACACAGCUACUAAUGAUAACGAAAAACAUGUAUUGCAUCAUAGAGUAAAUGCAUCUAAACCUGGAAUUCAGAGCAACGAAGGAAAUAAAGUUGUUGACACACUUAGUCAUGGCUCAUUUGGUGGAGAAAGUUCUGCUGACCAAAUUCAAACAGUUGAAAAUGUAAAAGAAAGAGAUCAGAAAUCCAAUACAGAGACAGACAAGCAGUCUGAUCAUGCUAAUCCUGUAUCCAAGAAGGUGGAGGCCUACAUCAAAGAACAUAUUCGGCCGCUUUGUAUAAGUGGUGUGAUAACAACUGAACAAUAUAGGUGGGCCGUGGCAAAAACCACCGAAAAGGUUAUGAAAUACCACUUGAAUGCCAAGAAUGCUAAUUUCUUAAUCAAGGAAGGUGAGAAGGUAAAGAAACUUGCUGAGCAAUACAUCGAGGCAGCCCAGCAAAAGGAAAAAGGUGAUCUUCAAUGAUAACUUUCAUAUAAUUCCUUAAAGCACUUGCGCAUUUCUUUCAGAACUUCCAUCCCCCCGUGUUUUGGUCGUUAAAUUGUGGAUGGUUGAGGCCUUGAGGUGGCACAUGCAUUUUAUAAAACGAGAAUUUGACAUAAACAAACUUGAUUAGUAGGCCUGCCUUGGAUGUGUAUUUGCCCUUGUAGUCAUAGCUUGUGAGAUUUAUGCUGAGGAAUUUAUGUUAGGCCAACGCAUGAUGUCGAGAAAAUGUAAAUCUGCAGCUGAGAUUUUCAUAUCAAAGAUGGUGACAUGCGCUAUACGCGCAUUAUCAGAGCAUGGAUGGCGUUUCUUUCUCCUUCAACUCAAGAAGCACAUUAACAAUUCCACUAC